Messenger RNA from Glarea lozoyensis ATCC 20868, 7449 nucleotides. RefSeq names its product Thiolase-like protein. Gene Ontology annotation, molecular function: 3-oxoacyl-[acyl-carrier-protein] synthase activity; hydrolase activity; fatty acid synthase activity. Gene Ontology annotation, biological process: secondary metabolite biosynthetic process; fatty acid biosynthetic process. The coding region runs from base 1 to 7449 and encodes 2482 amino acids. The transcript is spliced from 6 exons. NCBI's taxonomy places the organism in Eukaryota, Fungi, Ascomycota, Leotiomycetes, Helotiales, Helotiaceae. The record is from RefSeq and is a predicted model, not a curated record.
AUGCCACAAACCGCCAGUACCCAAGAUUUACGCAUUGCUUUAUUUGGUCCGCAGGCGCUGAAUUGGACUCGAGAAAAUCUGAUCAGCCUCCAAGAUGCAAUUCAGCAAGAUCCCCGUCUCCAUUUCAUCAUUAAUACUCUGAUGCACCUGCACACAUUAUGGCCUGCGCUGGUGCAACAUUGUAACAUCUCUGGUGUUGAUGGCGAGGAAAAGCUCAAGGAACUUGGGGAGUUUGCGGAAGGAAGGAAUAACCCUGAUCCCCAGAAGCUUAGCAAUGUCCAGUUGGCACCACUGACUGUCCUGUCUCAUAUCGCAGACUUUAUUCAACUUAGCGACGAGGCGGACUCGGGCGAACGCUUCUUGGGCUUCCGGGCAGCGCAGGGGUUCUGUAUAGGUUUCCUUUCUGCGGCAGCUGUGUCUUCGUCGAGCGAUUAUACCGAGCUCGAGCGAAAUGUAUCAAGUUGUCUCCGUCUUGCCGUCUGUAUUGGCGCCAUAAUUGACUCGCAGGAUGUAUCAAAUGCCCCUUCUGACCGCGCGACAGCCGUUUCUGUUCGUUGGAACACACCCUCGAACAGAGCUUAUCUGGAAACAUGUCUGGACCUCUUCCCUGACGCUUACAUAUCCUGCAUACCCGACGAUUAUACUCUGACGAUUGGUAUGCCUAAACGUGACCAAACAUCGUUUCGUGCCAGGCUUGAUAAAUCGAAAAUUCCAAACAUCAACAUUGGUCUUGAUGGGUGGUAUCAUCAUCCCAGAAACGCCCAGGCUGCAGAUUCCCUCAAAAGGUUCUGCACCGGAAACAAAGGACUUGAGCUUCCUGACGCUCGAAAAUUGCUCAUGCCCUUGAGAUCUACGGCAGAUACCGAGAUUAUCACUACCGGAGCGCUCCACGAAGUCGCCAUAGAUCUAAUCUUGUGUAAGCGAGCUCACUGGCACCAAACAGUCCAGCAGACUGUAUCGCGAUUCCCAAGUAAAGUCGAACUAAUCCAGGUGGGAACACAGCCGUGCAUCCCAAGGUCGCUAUCGCCGAGCAAGCGCAACGUCAAAAACAAUACUCCGCAUCAUAUGAACGUAACAGAUCCCGCCAGCAGACCCGAGGAGGUCGCUGUGGUUGGAAUGGCAUGCCGGUUUCCAGAAGCAGACUCAAUAGAAGAAUUUUGGCAAUUGCUAGUCUCAGGGAAAACCUGUAUUGGCAAGCUUCCUACGGAGCGUUUUGACCCAGCAGACGUCAACAGAGAACCCAAACUCGGCAACUACUGGGGAAACUUCAUCAGGAGACCUGAUGUCUUUGAUCACCGAUUUUUUGGUUUCUCGGGCCGGGAGGCCAAAUCGAUGGAUCCGCAACAGCGACUCGCAUUGCAGGUCGCUUAUGAGGCAUUGGAGUCCUCGGGGUAUUUUGCUCUGCCAGAAGUAGAAAGGGAGACUGACGUGGGUUGUUACGUUGGCGUUGGUGCUGUUGAAUACGAAGAGAAUGUCGCUUCCGAGGAUGCUAACGCAUUCUCCGCCACGGGUACACUACGAGCUUUUAUCAGCGGUCGUGUCAGCCAUUUCUUUGGCUGGAGCGGCCCCUCGAUUACUCUUGACACAGCGUGUUCAUCAUCUUCCGUUGCGAUACACACAGCAUGCAGAGCAUUGCUUGCUGGAGAAUGUUCCAUGGCCUUAGCUGGAGGAGUCAACGUUAUCACAGGUCCCAACUUAUACCAAAAUCUCUCAGCUGCUUCUUUCCUGGAUCCCAAUGGAUCUUCGAGGGCGUUUGCUGCGGGUAGCAAUGGCUACUGUAGAGGUGAAGGUGUCGGUAUUCUGGUCCUAAAGCCGCUCUCAAAGGCAAUAUCGGACUGUGACAACAUCCUGGGUGUCAUUUCGGGCUCAGCGGUCAAUCAAGGUUCUAACAACAGUGCCAUAACAGUACCAGACUCCAAGUCGCAGAGCGCAUUGUAUAAACGAGCGCUUUCAAUUGCGCACAUAGAGCCCACUCAAGUCACUUAUGUCGAAGCACACGGCACUGGAACUCCCGUUGGAGACCCAAUAGAAUACGAGAGUGUUCAAAUGGCGCUUACUGGCCCUUUGCGGAAACAUUUAUUGUUCUUGGGCUCAGUCAAAGACAAUAUUGGACACACUGAGGCCGCUUCCGGUGUUGCUGGAGUUAUCAAAACGCUUCUCAUGAUGCAGUAUAGAACAAUUCCAAGACAGGCUAACUUUGUCUCUCUUAACCCAAGCAUCAAAGCUUCGCCAGACGAAAAGUUGGUGAUACCGACGACUACCCAGCAAUGGAGCGCCCAACAGUAUGUUGCGUUGGUGAACAACUAUGGAGCUGCGGGAAGUACUGCUUCGAUUGUACUUCGAGGGUAUUCAAAUGCCUCUCGAAGUCCACUGGAGGCGGCUAAUCAACUUCGGGAGCUACCUUCAUCGGCUUCCUACCCCAUCUUUCUAUCUUCGAAGUCCGAAGGGAAUCUUCAAUUGUACAUCAACGCGAUGAAAAAAUAUCUCCCUUCCGUUCAAAUGUCGAUGAAGGACAUUGCUUACAAUAUUGCUCGGAGGCAAAACUUGUCUUUUGAGCACCGAAUUGCGUUUACUGCAAAGGAUAAAGAGGAUUUGAUCUCUAAACUGAGCGGAAUUGGAGCAGCAGUUCGGACGAAAAAGUCCCCAGUGGUUUUCUGCUUUGGCGGCCAAGUUGGGAGCACAGUCACCAUCGCCAGAGAACUAUUUGAUAGCUGUGAUCUUCUUCGGAAACAUCUGAAUGAAUGUAACACCAUUUGCGAAGAGCUAGGACUCGGUAGCAUCUUCCCGCACAUAUUCCAUGGCGGCGUGAUCGAAGACAUUGUUACUCUCCAUUGCAUGCUUCUGUCAUUACAGGUCUCUUUCGCCAGGUGUUGGAUAGAAUGUGGGCUUCAGAUCGAUACUUUACUUGGCCACAGCUUCGGCCAACUCUCGGCACUGUGCGUUGCUGAUUCCAUUUCUCUCAAAGAUGCAAUACGCCUCGUCUCUGGCCGAGCGCGCCUUAUCAGAGACAGCUGGGGUCCAGAGCGUGGGGUUAUGAUAUCGGUGGAAUGCGAUCGUAAGGAAAUUGAGGCCGUGGUAACUGUUGUAAACUCGACGCCGGGCUUUCGCGUGGAUAUCGCCUGUUACAACAGCUCUCGUAGCUUUGUGCUCGCUGGCGAUACGGCCUCGAUGGUGCGAGUGGAGGAAGAAUGCAAGUCUUUUAAAGUGACCCGGCUUCCAAACACUCAUGCCUACCACUCUUACCUCGCAGAUGGCAUUCUGGAUGAUUUCAAGGAGGUUGCUGAAUCAAUCAGCGUACGCCCGCCUCGCAUCCGCAUCGAGACUUGCUCUACCAAAGAGACCUGGCCACAGUUUACCGCGGAGAUUUUGGUACAGCACACCCGGCAACCUGUGCACUUGGAGGAUGCAGUUGAACGCAUUGCCGCCCGUCUGCCUUCCGCCGUGUGGUUAGAAGCUGGAUCGGCAACGCCUAUAAUUGCUAUGGUGCGUCGCAUUCUGAGCAAACCGGGCAGGUUGGAUAAAUUCAUUCCCAUGAAUUUGGGAAGUACAGAUGCGCGGGGCAAUCUUGCCAACGCCGCAUGCCAUUUGUGGAAAGCUGGAUCCGACGCCCAAUACUGGCUCUUCCAUCGUGCUUCGCGCGACCUCUACACGAAUAUGAAUCUUCCACCUUACCAAUUCGAGCAAAUACGGCAUUGGAUUGACUACAAGCCGAAUCAAAAACGAUCACCAGCUGCUUCAAAACUAGACCUCGCCCUACCUAGCAGGAGGCUCGAUCUAGUGAAUUUAGUGGAGCAACGGGGUUCCAAUGGGGAAUAUCUGUUUCUAGUGGACACGGCCAAUGGCGUUUUCGAUCUUGCUGGACGUGGACACGCUGUUGCAAGCUACAGCAUUUGCCCUGCGUCUAUGUAUAUAGAACUUGCUGCUCGAAGUGCCAUCACAAUCCCAAACAGCACUUCCGGAACCGAAAAGGUGCCGCAUGUCGAGGCAUUAACCAUGUCUUCGCCUCUUGGCCUUGGUGGUGACUCCAAGGUGUUGCUGCGUCUUCGCAACACUGCCCAAGACGCUUGGGAUUUUGCACUCUUCAGUCAUCAGGGACAAGGAGAGAUGGAAGAUAGUGAGAUUGAGCAUGCCAGCGGCCGGAUUAGCUUUGUCCAUGUGACUAAUGGCGUGGAAAGAAAUAUACAGUUGCUGAACAAGUUUGCCGGAAUUUCACACGCUGACCGUAUUUCGAAGUCCGCCUCAGCAACAGGUAUUAGCGGACCAAUGGUCUACAAUCUUUUCUCUGAUGUUGUAGAAUAUGCUGACUACUACCGCGGGGUUAAGAGCUUGUACGCAUUGGAGAAUGAGGCAGUGGGUUUGGUGACCGUCCCAGCAGACCGUUCCAUCAGCAUGGAUGCUAUGGUCAGUGAUCCUAUCUCCGUGGACAACUUUCUACAAGUGGCUGGUAUACACAUAAACUGCUUAUCUUCACGCAAGGAAGACGAGAUCUUUAUGUGCACCGCCGUGGAGGAAGUGAUGUUCUCGGCGUCUUUUAUGAGGGAUAAAUCGAAUUCCCGCACGUGGACCGUUUACUCCCGCUUCGAACUGGUAUCUGAAGCCAUCAUAGUUAAUGAUAUCUUUGUCUACGACGCAUCAUCUUGCAUCUUGGUGGCGGCAAUCAUGGGCGCGACUUUCAAAAGCGUCUCACGCAAGUCGCUGUUGAGGAACCUUGGUAGACUCAACCUUUCCAGAAGUACCCCAAGGAAGUCAAUCGAUAGCAAGAGCGAUCACGAUUCGGGAUACCAGUCACCUUCCCAUACGCUCCCUGUGGGGUAUCAAAGCAAAGAGUUCGCAACAUAUGAUCUGUCGAUCAAUGAAUCUGCCAUGGGAGCGUCCUCUAUCGGCUCUCAAGUUGAGCACCCACUAACAGAGCUCGAUAAGUCGGGCUCCCUGGAUCAACUUCUUUGCCAGAUGUUCAGCGAUAUUAUGGAAAUCCCCGUCGUAGAGAUCGAGCCCACAACAUUACUAGUUGACAUUGGAAUCGACUCACUGCUAGUCACAGAAGUGAUAGCAGAAAUUCAGAAACGAUUCCACUUCGCCUUUACGCAAGCGCAAUUCAUGGAGUGUAACAAUGUGCGCUCUCUUGGUCGCCGUAUUCAACCGAGUACAAUUACUGAGAACUCUCAAGACAGCUCCACAAAGGCUAGUGCCGUUUCUCCACGCGAAAUCUACGAUAACGAUGCUGUGUUCGAAGAGCCAGCCGGAGAUGAUCUCGCCGUCAUCUGUCAAGAUCGUUUCGCUCAUGUGAAAAACUUUUAUGAACAGCAUGCAACAGCUGCAGGCUUUUCUGGUUUCUGCACAGAAGGUUUCUUGUUGCAGUCUAGGCUUGUUGUGCAAUAUGUUGUGGAGGCUUUUGACUCUCUUGGCUGUUCUCUCCAAGCUCUGGACUGUGACGAUGAGAUUCCGAACUUUCAGUACGAUCCACAGCACGCAAAGCUCGUUCGUCAACUGCACAAAAUCUUAGAAGAAGCUGGACUCGUAAAGAAACAGAAGACUGGUAAGUUCCAACGCACCGCUACGCCAGUUCUCACAAUUCCUGCCCGUACUUUGCAUAGCGAAAUGCUGCUUAAGUAUCCCAAGCAUGCUUCAGAGACGCAGCUUCUACAUGCUACAGCGAGCAGGCUCGCCGACUGCAUUUCCGGUAGGGCCGAUCCAUUGGCGUUACUGUUUGGAGAUGCAGCGGCACGCGCAUUGCUUGAAGACGUAUACGCGAACGCACCUAUGUUCAAGACCGGGAGCUUGCUUCUCACUCAGUAUCUGUCAUCCGCGCUGGAGCAUGUAACAGGUGAUCGGGAGAUCAGAAUACUUGAGCUUGGAGCAGGUACUGGAGGAACGACUCUACCUCUUGUCACGCAUCUUGCUGGGCUACACACUAAGCCCAAAUUCUCAUACACAUUUACCGAUCUCUCGCCCUCACUCGUCGCUGCUGCCCGCCGCAAGUUCGGAAAGUACCCUUUCAUGAAAUAUACAGUGCUCGAUGUAGAAGAGGACCCAGAACCGCAAUUUCUAAGUGCGUACGAUAUUAUCAUUUCAACCAACUGUAUUCAUGCAACCAAGGACUUGGUGCAGUCAACCACUAAUAUCCGCAAAAUGCUGCGCCAUAACGGAGUACUCUGUCUGGUUGAGCUGACGCGCAACCUGUUCUGGUUUGAUCUCGUAUUCGGACUCUUAGAGGGUUGGUGGUUGUUCAGCGAUGAAAGACAGCACGCGCUAGCAGACGAGCACCUUUGGAAGACCUCCUUGCAGGCUGCGGGAUUCAACUGGGUCGAUUGGACCCAAACCGCAUCUCCAGAAUCCAAUAUCCUGAAAGUAGUCACAGCAUCUCCCUCCCAGCCGGUAAUGAGUAGCGUGAGUAGUGUGGUCGAUGGUGAGAGUCGUCAUACCCGGCAGACUAUGGUCUUCAAGAGUGUCGAUGGCCUAGAUCUCCUCGCUGACAUCCACUAUCCCGUUGAUACGGUUGAUGAUUUUCGAAGACUUCCUGUAGCACUGAUGGUCCACGGUGGGGGCCAUAUAAUGCUUUCACGCGACGAUAUUCGCCCAGAGCAGACUCAGAUGCUCUUGGACAGAGGUUUCCUGCCUAUCAGUGUCGACUACCGGCUGUGCCCGGAAACAACGCUCCUCGAAGGACCCAUGGCUGAUGUUGUCGAUGCGCUGACUUGGAUCCGGACUGUGCUUCCUCAUCUCACGCUGGCCCGAGCAGAUGUCCGCGUGGACGGCGAGAGAGUUGUGAGCGUGGGAUGGUCCACCGGUGGACAUUUGGCCAUGUCUCUUGCGUGGACAAGUCUUUCGAGAGAAAUUCGACCUCCGGAGGCUAUCCUUGUUUUCUAUUGUCCAAGUGAUUACGAAGAUGCCUUCUGGACCAAACCUAACAUACCCAUCGGUGCCGAAGACCCAAAUCUAGACCCAAAUUUGGCCUCAUCUUAUGAACUUGAUGAAACCAUCUGGGAGGCCGUAUACGACCACCCGAUCACUUCUUACAAAGUUCCACCUACUGAGCCUUCCGUCGGUGGGUGGCUAGCACCUAGCGAUCCUCGCAGUCGACUCGCAUUAUAUAUGAAUUCGCAAGGCCGCACGCUGCAUGUCCUUUUGAACGGACUCGAUAGCCGUAUCCAUAGCGAGCCCUCACUCCCAUCUCCCGCAGAUGUUGCUGCCGUGAGUCCAGUUGCGCACGUUCGGAACGACACAUACUUUACGCCUACCUUUAUGAUUCAUCCCCGCGAGGACGACCUGAUCCCGUGGCAGCAGGCGCAGCGGACAUGGGAAGCAAUGAUCGCCCACGGUAUUGAUGCAGAACUUAGAAUUGUUGAAGAGGUGCCGCAUUUGUUCGAUUUGUACCGAGAGCAUCGAAGGAAGAAGGCUACGAUGAGAACUGUAACAGAGGGAUAUAACUUUCUUCAGCGACAUGUAUAA